Messenger RNA from Olea europaea var. sylvestris, 1929 nucleotides. RefSeq names its product putative kinase-like protein TMKL1. Gene Ontology annotation, biological process: protein phosphorylation. The record is from RefSeq and is a predicted model, not a curated record. NCBI's taxonomy places the organism in Eukaryota, Viridiplantae, Streptophyta, Magnoliopsida, Lamiales, Oleaceae. The transcript is spliced from 2 exons. Bases 307 to 1389 code for a protein of 360 amino acids. Gene Ontology annotation, molecular function: ATP binding; protein kinase activity.
CUCUCUCCCCCGUCUGUGUCCCCGCCUCUCUAAUUUUUCUUCAAAUCCCAAAAGUUGUCUUGUUUAACUUCUAUUAUUCUACUUUUUUGUGCACUAAUUCCCAAAACUCCAAGAAUGGGAUUUCUCAGUCUUCAGAAAAUCCCUAUCAGUUCUUGAAUUUUCUUAACUUCCUGACUGAUGUGAUCACUUCCAUUUUCACUUUGCAUUUCAGUUCCAAAUUGUUUCACCAUUUCCAGAUCUCCCCCCAACAAAGUUUCCAUCUUUAAACCCACCAAAAGAUCCCAAAAAUCAUUUUUUUUCCUUGAGAUGGAACACAAAUAUAAGCUCAUAUUAAUCAUAGGACUAACAUCAUUAAUACUCUUAACAAUUCUUUUCCUCAUAAUCUUUUGUUGUAGAAGAAGAAAGCCUCAAAAUGUUUCAAGAGACAUAGAAGCUAACUUUGAGUGCAAAGAAAUUGGUGGGGUGGUAAAUUCAGAGGAUUUUUUUAUCAAGUUUCAAGAUGUAGAAGAUCUAACUGUACAUGAAUUGCUGGAUGCCCCUGGUGAGGUUAUAGGAAAAUCUAGCUAUGGAACUCUUUACAGGGCUAGUUUGAUCAAUUCAAAUUCACUUAAAUUGUUAAGGUUCUUGAGGCCUACUUGUACAUUGAGGAUGAAAGAAGUUGUACCAAUUAUAGAGUUUCUGGGGUCUAUUAGGCAUCCAAAUUUGGUGCCUCUGAAUGCAUUUUAUGCAGGGCCUAGAGGAGAGAAGCUUCUUGUUCAUCCUUUUUAUGGGCUAGGAAAUUUGGCUCAAUUCAUUAAAGAUGGUAAUGGCAAAGCUCACAAAUGGCGGAUCAUAUGUAGGAUCUCCAUCGGCAUUGCUAGAGGAGUUAAUCAUCUUCAUACGGCAUUUGGAAAGCCCAUAGUUCAUGGAAAUCUCAAGUCGAAGAACAUAUUAUUGGAUCGUAAUUACCAACCAUACGUGUCGGAUUUUGGCCUGCAUCUUCUUUUGAAUCCGACAGCAGGGCAACAAAUGCUUGAAGCAUCUGCAUCUCAGGGAUAUAAAGCGCCCGAGUUGAUUAAAAUGAAAGACGCGAGUGAAGAAAGUGAUAUUUAUAGUCUGGGGGUAAUCCUUCUGGAAUUACUUACUGGAAAAGAACCGAUUGAUGAAAAUCCUACUCCUGAUCAAGACUUCUAUUUGCCUAAUGCUUUGAGGGCUGCAAUUCUUGAUGAUCGAAUUACGGAUUUGUAUCAUCCAAACAUCCUUCUCAGUCGAAACAAAGAUCAUACCGUAGUCACUGAAGAUGAUAUUUUCAGAUUUUUUCAACUUGCAAUGGCUUGUUGUUCUCCCUCAACUCCCCUUCGGCCUGAUAUUAAGCAAAUUCUCAACAAGCUUGAAGAAAUUGCAAAGUGAGAAUCUUGGAUUUGUGAUGAAAAGUUGAACAUGCUGAUCAUGAAAAUUGGCUUGUCAAAAUUUGAUUACGAUUUGACUUCUAUGGUGACAUGGAUCGACUUUAUCCUGAAGACUUAACCAUUGGAAUGCUUGUUGAAGCAAAACCGUAGAGGAGAAUACAAAAGUGUCCUAACAUGUUUACCGGGAUAUUUAUAGUACUUGGUCUGAUGCAGCUGUUAAGGAUCUAGUUCCUUUAGAUGAGCUAGUGGAUGUAGCGGUGUAAGAAAAAGCAAUCUCGGAACCUACUCCAAAUUUAUCAGGAACAGGACGGAGGUACAAUUUUCAGUUACUUUUGAGAUGUUUGUCUCGACUGAACAGUUUCUACAGCACAUAUACCUGUUAAACUGGAAUUUACCUUCUUCCCGAUAUUUAUUCUAUUUCUUUACCCUUCCGGGUAAUCAGUUGACCAAUUUUGUUAUCAUGAAGUUUGUUCAAGAAUUUGCAUUUCCAACUUUCCCAUUAUUAUUGGAAUCAAAGCUUAGAAAAUUCUUUGAAAUUGAA